Monascus purpureus is the source of this 1571-nucleotide messenger RNA. The record is from the annotation of a GenBank genome assembly. Lineage: Eukaryota; Fungi; Ascomycota; Eurotiomycetes; Eurotiales; Aspergillaceae.
GUAUGUGGAUCUAUCUACCUUUAUAGGUAUUAUCUUCGAUUAUAUAUCUCGUCCUUGUUGGAUUCAUCUUGCAGUCCCCUGCGGGCCUUCAUAAGAGAUAUCAUGGUGUCUCUAUCGUGAAGACAUCUGUUUGAUGGACUUGAAAGCAUCCCUCUACCUAUUUUCCCUUAUUCAAGAUGUUCUCCCUCCUGCCCAACUAUCAUAAUGGUGGUGCCCUUUGAUCUUUUCGGCAUGAUUGUAUGUUAACCUCCAUGCCUCCAACCUUCAUAUUCCAGUUGAAUUAUGUAAUCGCCACGGUAGCCGCGCGGGCGCAGAUCGGGAUGUACAGCGUACGACGUAAUUGCAGAUAGAAUUAAGAAACCAAUCUACGAUACCUAUAUUGUUGGGAAGACUGACUCCAUCUGCACAUACUUGAUACUACAUACUCCUUCCUUGCUGUAUAUUCCUCGAGUUUCGUUGCAUCGUGUUGUCGUUCACCCACCGAUCUAUCGCAAUGGCAUCUGCUCCCGCCCAGAAAACCUUCACGGUUGGGACGCGCUCGUCGAAACUCGCUCUCCUACAGACUGAUCUGGUCGUGAAUGAGCUGAGGAAGGCAUAUCCAGACUAUAAAUUUGAGGUACUCUCCAAGGAGACUGCUGGCGACAAGAACACGACCAUCGCCUUCCGGGAGUUCACGACGAAAAACCUCUGGACGGAGGAGUUGGAAGAACUUCUUAUUGCUGGGAAGGUGGAUUUUAUUGUUCAUUCUUUGAAGGAUGUACCCACUCUCAUACCUGCCGAGUGUGCUCUGGGUCCCAUGAUGAAGCGAGCAGACAGGAGGGAUGUCCUCGUUAUGAAGAAAGGGCUACCUGCCCAGACCCUGGCCGACCUAGCUCCCGGGUCUGUCGUGGGAACGUCCUCGAUACGCCGUACUGCCCAACUGGCCCGACAAUAUUCCCAUCUAAAAGUGAUCAACAUGCGCGGUAACAUCGGCACUCGUCUUGCGAAGCUGGACGCGGAGGAUAGCCCGUAUACCUGCAUUAUCCUAGCUGCAGCGGGUCUUCUGCGGUUGGAUCUUGGGGAUCGCAUUUCCCAGUACCUCGAUUCGGAGAAUGGGGGGAUGCUCUAUGCUGUCGGACAAGGUGCUCUGGGCAUUGAAAUCCGCAAGGAUGACAAGGUCAUGUAUGACAUGCUGAGUAAUAUUGGUGAUGAGGAGACUACGUUGGAGUGUCUUGCUGAGCGGAAUCUUCUACGCAUUCUAGAGGGCGGUUGCAGUGCGCCGUUAGGUGUGGAGACGGAAUGGGUUCAGGCGUCUGAUGGGUCGAAGAAACUCCGUUUUAAGGCCAUUAUCGUCAGUGUGGAUGGUACCGAGAGUACAGAGGUCGAGAUCGAUGGUGCCGUGGAUUCUCCUAAGAGCGCUGAGGCUUUCGGUGAAACUGUGGCAAAGGCAUUGGUAGCGGAUGGUGCAGGGAAGAUCCUUGAGGCUAUUCAAGAGAGCAAGAAGUCUGCUUGAACAUGCUUCUGAGUGAUCGAUUGUCGAUAGAUAGACUCCGAGUAUCCAAGUUGACCAUGUAUCUAGGAGAUACCCAUUG